AUGCAGAUGCAGCCGAGCCUAGAACUGCAGCAAGUCUCUAAGGCUCAGGAGAUUCCACAUCACACCAGCAGUCUAGUCUUCGACUUCCACCCCUUGACUCUCCUGGUCAGCCGCACUGACAAUAAUAAUAAUACUCACCAAACCAGUCCUCCUUAUAUCCCUGGUAUCCACCAAAGUCUAACUCCCUAUGUAGACCUUACGAGACAGGACUCGCUCCUCCUGCACCAUUACACCUCCAUAGCAUGCCAUACCCUCUUCCACCCCCUUGACCAAGGCCGGGCCUACAUAUGGCAGUCUCUCGUGCCCCAGCUGGCUCACAUAUACCCGUUUGUCAUGCACAACAUCCUUUCCCUCGCUGCAAUGCACCUCGCCUCUCUCCAGCCGCAUCUCCUACACAAAUACACCCUCCUCGCAGCCAGACACCAGUCCCACGUCAUCAAGGCCGCCCGGGCCCGCGUAGCCAGUCAACAGGUCACCAGCCAGAACUGCAGUGCAGUCGUCAUUUGCUCCAGUCUCCUACUCCUCUAUGAGCUAGCCAUCUUGCACCCGUCGUACUUUGUCUCGGAACGCGCGGUGUCUACCACCUCGACUUCAACCUCUGCUGCACAGCGGGUAGAUGAGAUCGUGCAGAAGAUGCUGGUCAUGCGUCAUCUGGUCGGGCUCUGGAAUAUAAGUAUGGCCUUGUUCAGCCAGGGCCCGGCUCGCUGCUUGCUCUCCACGGGAACGCUGGACGUUACCUCUCCGCUAGCCGUGGAGGUAAGAUCCUCCCUAGAUCGGGUGUUGUUGGCCACUACCACGCUGCAUGUACCGGAUGCAUACGCUGCUGCAAUCGACUCGCUAUGGCACUGCUUCAAGUGCUGUGUCUUGUCGACUCCGCCGGACUGGCUAAGGGCUCUGGCUUGGCCGAAUAUGGUUCCACGACUGUUCAUGUCUGAGCUGCUGGAGAGGAGGCCUCUUGCUUUGGUCCUGGUGGCUCAUUACUGUGCCCUGCUGGUGCUGCAUCCGGGCAGUUGGUGGAUGCACGGGUGGCCGCAGCCGGUGCUUUUUGCUCUGGUUGAAGCUGUCAGUGAAAGUGGACAUGCUCACUGGAGAGAUCUGUUUGCCUGGCCAUUGAAGGUUGUUACCAGCCAUCAGCCUGAGUGUGGGGAGUGA
This is a messenger RNA of Trichophyton benhamiae CBS 112371, 1152 nucleotides long. RefSeq names its product C6 finger domain protein, putative. Gene Ontology annotation, biological process: regulation of transcription by RNA polymerase II. Lineage: Eukaryota; Fungi; Ascomycota; Eurotiomycetes; Onygenales; Arthrodermataceae. The record is from RefSeq and is a predicted model, not a curated record. Gene Ontology annotation, molecular function: DNA-binding transcription activator activity, RNA polymerase II-specific. The transcript has a single exon. Bases 1 to 1152 code for a protein of 383 amino acids.